Messenger RNA from Monomorium pharaonis (pharaoh ant), 1067 nucleotides. RefSeq lists its product as uncharacterized. The transcript has 3 exons. The record is from RefSeq and is a predicted model, not a curated record. Lineage: Eukaryota; Metazoa; Arthropoda; Insecta; Hymenoptera; Formicidae. The coding region runs from base 18 to 1034 and encodes 338 amino acids.
GGUUGGAUAUUUUGGGAAUGAGUUCAUCAUUUAUCCCAACUACAGCUCGUAUUUGUUCUAUUCAUUUUAAAGAAGAAUCUUUUAAUAGAACAUGUUCAAUAACUCGACUUAGGCCAAAUGCAUUGCCUAGUCGAUCAUCUUCGGAAUCUACUGUUGAACAAUUUAUUAAUGAAAACGUUGAAACGGUAUCACAAGAAAUAAAUUAUUCGCCAAUAGUUCCAACAGAAUCAAUAGAUGUAAUCAAUGGAUCCUUAUCACCUAUAACAAAUAUUUGUUCACCACAAUCGGUAUCUAAAGUGGAUAAAACAACAAUGGUAUCACCUACACGAGUCUAUAAUUCUCCAGAAAAAUCUAGAUUACGAAAAAGAAUUAAAUUCUUGGAAAUACAACAUGCAAAAAAAAUGCGAUUUGCGCAACAAAAAAUACGACGGUAUAAGAAUCAAGUGAUCACACUCAAAGAAAUUUUAAACAAAUUAAAGAAUAAUCAAUUGUUGAAUGAAACACAAAUUGACAUCAUACAUAUGUUAGGUAAACCAAUAGGUGAGAUUUUUAAGCGAUUAAUUAUGCGAAAGAAAAAUGCAUGCGUACCUAAACAAUAUUCGCCGGAAAUACGUUCAUUUGCACUAACGCUACAUUAUUACUCUGCACGAGCUUAUGAAUAUGUGCGUGAUUACUUUAAUAAGUGCUUACCACAUGUAAAAACUCUUUCUUCUUGGUACAGAAGUGUUAAUGGAGAACCUGGUAUUAGUUCAGAAGCGUUAUAUUCUAUCACUGAACGUGUAAAAAAAUCAAAUUAUACAUUAUUUGGUUCUUUACUAUUUGAUGAAAUGGCAAUUCGAGAACAUUUAGAAUAUGAUGGUUCAAAAUUUAGCGGUUACAUUGAUUUGGGAGAAAACAUUGCUUGUGAUGAUACUAUCUUAGCAAAUCAAGUUUUAGUUUUUAUGAUUGUUUGCAUAAAUGGUGCAUGGAAAAUUCCAAUUUCAUAUUACUUGAUAAAAGGAAUGUCUAAAGUAAAUAAUUUCAUAAUCCAAUAGCACUCAACAAUGGUACUAGAUUUAUAUUUGUAU